This is a messenger RNA of Raphanus sativus (radish), 1579 nucleotides long. Its product is annotated as serine/arginine-rich splicing factor RS41. Bases 392 to 1342 code for a protein of 316 amino acids. The transcript has 6 exons. Gene Ontology annotation, molecular function: RNA binding. Gene Ontology annotation, cellular component: nuclear speck. Gene Ontology annotation, biological process: mRNA splicing, via spliceosome. Lineage: Eukaryota; Viridiplantae; Streptophyta; Magnoliopsida; Brassicales; Brassicaceae. The record is from RefSeq and is a predicted model, not a curated record.
GUGUAGGGGAAAGAUGAGGCCAGUGUUCUGCGGGAACUUUGAGUAUGAUGCUCGUGAAGGUGAUCUCGAGAGGCUUUUCAGAAGAUACGGCAAGGUCGACAGGGUUGAUAUGAAAGCUGGAUUUUUUUUCUUGUCGAUCUUGGGAUGCCCUUUGAUGACCUGUCCCCCCUCUCAUCCGCGAUAGCACACUACCUUCAUAUAUCCAUUUCAUUCCCCCCCCCUCGUGACUACUUUUGUACUCGUGCGCAUACCAAUUUGGUAGAAUCAUACCAACCUCUCACACCAGCUCAAAAUGUGGAGUAUGCACACCACCUUAUUUCCUGUUCACAAUUCCGUCUAUUGAAUCCCCAACGUUUUCACUUGUCGUUCCCCUUGACAUAUUAAUCCCGUAAUGCAAGGGUUUGCUUUUGUCUAUAUGGAAAACGAGAGGGAUGCUGAGGAUGCUAUCCGAGCGCUUGAUCGCUAUGAGUAUGGCCGUAAGGGACGCAGACUCCGUGUUGAGUGGACUAAGAACGAGCGUGGUGCUCCUGUGAAAUCAGGUGGUUCAAGGAGAUCAUCAAGCCUGCGUCCUUCCAAGACUCUGUUUGUGAUCAACUUCGAUGCAGAGAGCACUAGGACUCGUGACUUGGAGAGGCAUUUUGAGCCGUAUGGGAAAAUCGUUAACGUUAGGAUCAGAAGGAACUUUGCUUUUAUCCAAUACGAGUUGCAAGAAGACGCCACCAGAGCAUUGGAAGCUACAAACUCGAGUAAGCUGAUGGACAAGGUGAUCUCAGUGGAGUAUGCAAUGAAGGAUGAUGAUGCGAGAGGAAACGGAUACAGUCCCGAGAGGCGUCGUGAUAGGUCUCCCGAUAGGAGAAGGCGAUCACCUAGUCCUUACAGAAGAGAAAGAGGCAGUCCUGACUACGGUCGAGGUGCUAGUCCUGUUGGACACAGGAAGGAAAGGACUAGCCCUGAUUACGGCAGAGGAAGGCGCAGCCCCAGUCCUUACAGGAGAGGCAGGGUUAGCCCUGACUACAAGAGGGACGAUCGCAGGAGGGAGAGGGUGGCUAGCCCUGAUUACAAGAGAGAUGACCGUAGGAGGGAGAAGGAGGCUAGCCCAGAGAACGGAGCUGUGAGGGACCGUAGUCCAAGAAACGGACGUGGUGAAAGCAGGAGUCCUCCUCCGUAUGAGAAGAGGAGGGAGAGGGAGAGGGAGAGGUCAAGGUCGAAGUCUAGCCCUGAGAAUGGUCAAGUCGAAAGCCCUGGACCGAUAAUGGAAGAAGAAGAAGCUGGAAGAGGAUAUGAUGGUGCAGAAAGCCCGAUACGCGAGAGCCACUCUCGUUCGCCUCCAGCAGAAGAAUGAUGGGACUUGUCCCUGUAUGACCAAGCAGAUGAUCGCGAAGUAGCUGUUGUGUGAAGUCUGUGCUAUGAUGUUAUGUUUAGUUACUAGUGUGCUCUUUCGAGUCUUUGUUCAAGUGCUUUUGCAAACUUCAUUUACAUUUUGUUUCCAACAGAUUCGAAUUCGAUUAUUGUAGUACUGGUUAAAACUGCACUUUACUUCGGAUCACGAUUUCUCUCAGUAAUGGUUUUAUAAGCGCUU